AUGCCGCCGCCGCCGCCGCCGCUCCUCCUCCUCCUCCACGUUUUCUUCCUCUUUCGAGCCAUACUCGCUGACCCCGUUCUGGUGGAGCAAGAGAAUAUUCGCUUCUCUACGCACCAAGAAAAUCGAUUGAGCUCCGGCGGGCCGCCGGUGGAGCACAUCGCCGUGGUCCGCCCUCUCCCGACGGAGAAGCUGACGCCAGUGUCUAUCCAGCGCGUCCUGUCCCACGCCUUCGGGCACACCGUCGGCCUCCCUCCGGCGACGGCGACGUACUACGCUCCCUCGUGCAGCUGGAACCGGGCGGUCCUCGAAAUCGCCGGUCACUGUAACGGAACUCAGUACGACCGCAUCGGCGGCGCGUGGCUCUCCGGCGUGGAGCUCAUCCGCACGAGCACGCCCCAGUCCCGGUCGGAAGGAACCUUCUGGAAAGUUCGAAAGGACAUCACGCGUUACCAGUAUCUCCUCCGGCAGACCAACAUCACUCUCUCGGUCAUGCUCGAGAACUCCAUCGACCUUAUCCACUACGGAAGUUACUUCCUCAACAUCACUUUCUUGUACUACGAUACUCAGACAACCGCCGCCGCCGCAAAAAUCUCUCUACCGCUGCUCCCCGCCGCCGCCGCCGCCGGAAAACUCGAAGACGACAUGAACAAGCAUAUCUCGCUGGUACUCGACGAAUACCCGGCAGAUAUAAUAAUCCCGAUCUGCUCAACCGGAGAGCACGGAUUCUGGUUCAAAAUCAACACCGGAUUGGAUUCCGUAAUCCAGGGAAUCACGAUUCCCCGGAAUACAUACCGAGCAGUAAUUGAGGUAUACGUCUCCCCUCAUGGCGACGACGAGACAUGGUUCGCCAAUCCGCCGGAUUCCUACCUCGACAUGAACGGACUGCCGACGAAUCGCGGCCACGGCGCCUACCGAGAGCUAGUGGUGAAGAUCAACAACAAUGUGGUGGGGUCAACGAUUCCGUUUCCGGUGAUCUACGGCGGCGGCGUGAAUCCCCUGUUUUGGGAUCCCCUGGCCGCGAUAAAAUCCUUCGAUUUUCCGACCUACGAGUUUGAGCUGACUCCAUUUCUCGGGAUGCUUCUAGACGGUAGGAACCAUUACUACGGGCUGAACAUCCCCGACGCUAUCGGGUACUGGCUAGCCGACGCCAAUCUCCACAUAUGGCUCGAUAAAUCAGGGCAGCAAGUUCUAGCCGGCCCGAUCAAAUACAAGAACCCCUCAACCUGCAUCGAGAGAGAAUACAAAUUCGAGCAGCGCGAAGGCAAGUUCGAAAUCGAGGGGGAGCGCAAAAGCGAGUGGUCCGGGUGGGUAAACUCGAGCCUCGGCAACUACACGACGCAAGUCACCCGUAAACUCGAGUUCGAGAACACUAUCGAGUACAAGAGCAACGGCGCCGAGAAAGAGGUUGAUCAGGAGGUGAAGAUCGAGUCACAAAUCCGGGUGAAGACAAAGUCCGGCGACUCCGUCGCCAAGCUCGACGUGGAGUCCAAAUUCCCUUUGAAAAUGCGGAUCAUCGACAAUGACGGCUCCGGCGAGCACAGCAGAUUGCUGACGACCAAGCUGGAGCAGUCAUUGGAGGUGAACCAGAAGGACAGCGGGUACAGUAGCAAGCUCCGGGACAGCCAGGAGUGCAGCGGAUGGAUGUUCGUUUUAGGGCGCGACGUGCUGUCCGGCUCCGCCUCCGUGGAGCAGAGCUACAAGCUGGACGACAGAUUCGGGUGCUAUAGCCGCAAGGUCGAAUCCGAGCGCGGCGUCAUCCAGACAAACCUCUCCAUCCUCCUCUGCUCCCAGGCUAAUGCAGCUUAG
This is a messenger RNA of Andrographis paniculata, 1806 nucleotides long. Its product is annotated as peptide-N4-(N-acetyl-beta-glucosaminyl)asparagine amidase A-like. Gene Ontology annotation, cellular component: vacuole. NCBI's taxonomy places the organism in Eukaryota, Viridiplantae, Streptophyta, Magnoliopsida, Lamiales, Acanthaceae. Bases 1 to 1806 code for a protein of 601 amino acids. The record is from RefSeq and is a predicted model, not a curated record. The transcript has a single exon.